Eutrema salsugineum is the source of this 1278-nucleotide messenger RNA. RefSeq names its product probable pectinesterase 68. Bases 34 to 1119 code for a protein of 361 amino acids. NCBI's taxonomy places the organism in Eukaryota, Viridiplantae, Streptophyta, Magnoliopsida, Brassicales, Brassicaceae. Gene Ontology annotation, molecular function: pectinesterase activity. The record is from RefSeq and is a predicted model, not a curated record. Gene Ontology annotation, biological process: cell wall modification. The transcript has 5 exons.
UCCUCGACCAUUUUCUUUCUCCAUCACCGUCUAAUGGCGCAACUCAGAUCUUUUACUUAUUCCCUCAACUUUCUCCUUUCUGUUUCUUUCUUAUUUUUCCACAGCUUAUGUUUUCGUUUUUCAUUUGUUGCAGCUUGUUCAAACUCCACCGAAGAAAUUCAACACCAUCACCACCACCGGAAAUGGGUGGGUCCCAAAGGUCACAAAGUCAUCACCGUCUCACUCACCGGGCACUCUCAGUUUCGCUCCGUCCAAGACGCCGUCGAUUCCAUACCAAAGAACAACAACAUGAGUAUUGUUAUCAAGAUUGGUCCUGGAUUCUACCGAGAGAAAGUGGUGGUUCCAGCGACAAAACCGUACAUAACUUUUAAGGGAGCUGGUCGGGACUUGACGGUCAUAGAGUGGCACGACCGUGCAUCAGACCGUGGUCCUGACGGUCAGCAGUUACGGACUUAUCAAACUGCUUCUGUCACAGUCUUCGCUAAUCAUUUCUCCGCAAGAAACAUUAGCUUCACGAAUACUGCGCCGGCGCCGAUGCCUGGAAUGCAAGGGUGGCAGGCGGUGGCGUUUAGGAUCUCCGGCGACAAAGCUUACUUUUCCGGCUGUGGAUUCUACGGUGCACAGGACACUUUAUGCGACGAUGCUGGCCGUCAUUACUUCAAGGAGUGUUACAUCGAAGGCUCUAUCGACUUUAUUUUCGGUAACGGCCGCUCCAUGUAUAAAGACUGUGAGUUGCAUUCGAUAGCGUCGAGAUUCGGGUCGAUAGCGGCGCACGGGAGGACAUGCCCGGAGGAGAAAACGGGUUUCACAUUCGUGGGUUGUCGGGUCACGGGUACUGGUCCAUUGUACGUGGGCCGGGCAAUGGGCCAAUACUCACGCAUCGUCUACGCUUACACCUACUUUGAUGCUCUUGUUGCUCAUGGUGGCUGGGACGAUUGGGACCAUAAAUCCAAUAAAAGCAAGACGGCGUUUUUUGGAGUGUACAAUUGCUAUGGGCCAGGAGCAGCAGCGACGAGAGGCGUAUCAUGGGCUAGAGCUUUGGACUAUGAGUCGGCCCAUCCUUUUAUGGCUAAGAGCUUCGUCAAUGGGAGACAUUGGAUCGCUCCUAGAGAUGCUUAACCAAUUUCAAACAUUAUUUCAGCUGCACGUCGUUCCCUUCAUUCGUUGAUUUAUUUGUUGUGAUUUAUUUAUUUAUAUACAUUUGAACAUGAGAAGAUUUAUACAUGUCCGAGAUUCUUGUCAUAAUGUGUAACCUUAUAUUUUGUAAUGGAAUCAUGU